Molecule: messenger RNA, 2051 nt
Organism: Cygnus atratus (black swan)
Lineage: Eukaryota; Metazoa; Chordata; Aves; Anseriformes; Anatidae
Gene: LAT2
Product: linker for activation of T cells family member 2
Exons: 13
Coding region: 584-1216 (210 amino acids)
Biological process (GO): calcium-mediated signaling; B cell receptor signaling pathway; B cell activation
Cellular component (GO): plasma membrane
Source: RefSeq, a predicted model, not a curated record
ACUGCUGGACAGAACACACCUCGGUGGGGCUCCCAGUUUGUCCGCUAGCAGCAGCAACCUCAGGCUCUGUGCUGCCCUUCCAAGGCUGUCAUCCUCUCUGUAAAACCUAAGAGAAGGCUUCCAACUUGUCUCACCUCUUCCAAGCUUUUUCAGGCAGCACCUGCCGCAAGUGCAUCGCUCAGUGCAAUGAUAAUUAUCCUGGGGCUCUUUGCUAGAGGGGAAGUUAUUGCUGGCGUUGAACAUUUGAGGGGCAUCUGCCAAAUCCGGAGCUCGAGGGCUCCGGCAGCAUGCGUGGCUCUUGCCCGAGCCUCUUCCUCUCCCCCUGCGGAUCCGAACAGCUUCUGCGAGAGGUGACUCUGUAUGAGCACCGCCCGCGGGGCUCCCGUGAGCCGGAGAGGGGCUGACCGUCGGCCGGCGGCGGAUGUUGGGGUUAAUGAUUCAGAUGGUGACAGGAAACCAGAAGCUGGCUAACGAUCCUCGGAGGAACCGGCUCCAGUGCUGGCGGCUGCGGCCGUGAGGUGCGCGAGGAGCUGGGACGGAUGGGGACGGCUGGCUGAGGCUGCAGGCUGGACACCGCGGGGCCAUGGCGCAGCUGGAGCUGCUGUGGGUGGCCGCCGCGCUGAUGCUGCUCGGGGCGGCCGUCAGCGCCUGCGUCAGGUGCCAGCUCUCCGGUACAAAGCGAGAAAAGAAGCAGAGCAAGCAGACAAGUCAGCUCGGAAACCAGCAGAGCUUUGAGGUGAUUCGGUCCCACUCCACUGUAACGCGAAGGCUAGACCAGAUUAAGGAACCUGAAAACUUCACAAUAACAAGGAAAGCUCACGAGGAGCUCGGCGCCUCCCGUCCCCUUGGCAUUGAGAGCAGGACCGAGCCCCGGUACCAGAACUUCCUGACAGAAGACUACCUGUGUGAGGAUGCUGCCUACGUGGAGCCCAUCUCUGUGGAUUUCUAUGAGCAUGCCAAGUGCUUCACCUCACCCAACGCCAAAGAGGAGGAUUCCCAUUCCUACCAGAAUGUCUUCAUUGGGGACGCUUGUGGCUCCGGGCUGGAUGACGUGGAUGACUACGAGAACAGCACGGCGAUACACGCGUGGAAAAUCGAGCAAAGUGCAGCAGCGCUGUACAUAGAGAGCCAGGACGAGGAGCCAGACUACGUUAACACCGACCCCACGUCGGACCCCACCCUGCUGUCAAAGCAAAGUAAACUGCGUAAAGUCUGAAGGAGCCCUUCGCCAAGCUGUAAGGGCACACCCAGCCAGCAUGUACAUAGGGAAAGAGGAGUCUUCGAUCCCACAGUGAAAUCUUCUCCAGAUCGUGCCCUAGAUCGUGUGGAACAGGUGCCGCUGAGAGAAGGAAAGGCUCUGCUUGAAGUCCAGCUGCAGACGUGUGUUGGAGGGAGCGCUCUGCCCGGCAGCGAAGCCUGGCCGACCCCUUCAGCGGCUCCCUCGGGCAUGCCACAAGCUCAUUAUCCCGUCUCACUUCCCUGCACGUCUUCUGGAGGGAGGACGGCUACUCUGUGCAAUGUUUUCUCCUGUCAAGCAUGAAAUGAAUCUUUAAAUUGCUGAGCGGUAAUGCAGCCAACUACUUAAUUUGUCAGGCUGACUCAUGCACGAUGGCAUUCAAACAUGGGGAUUAUGUUCUGAUUUAGUUCCUAUGCUCUCCUGCAGAAGUUGUUUCCUACAGGAGAGGAACUGGCAAGGCAGAGGUUGCUUUUACAGCAGCAGUGGUUCUCUGGAGCUAAAUGAGAUACCAAACUGCUCACAAAAGCUAAGGACUAAAGAGGAUUAAAUCCUCAUCUUAUUCACAGCUUGUAAUUCCCAGUGUCUGUGGCAGCUCUCCCUGUGUUUCGUUAUCUGUUUUAUAACGAUACAAAGGCACUGCAAAAACUGACAAGGUCCGAUCCACUGCCGUCAGCCUCAGAAAUUGCACUGGUCCUUCAGAUUUGCCAUAGGAACAUCAGUUCUGAAACAUAACCCUUGUCUCUUGAGCCCUCAUGUAUAGAUUUGGCUCUGUCAUAGCACUUAUUUAUUAAAAUUGAAAAACCUCCAAAGCAAA